UCGUGGUCAGCGUCGUCGUCUUCAGGGUCGGCGGCACCGGCCGCAAGGCCUUCGCAAUCUCCGUUGAGGAAUCCAGGCACCUUCUGGCAUCAUUGAUCACCUGGCUAUCACUGUGGAGGAGCAGCAGAAGAAGAUGUUUCCACCCGGUCAAAUUCCACAUCUGGUGAACGAUCAAACAUGGAUCGGGGAGAAGUGGGACUCGGGUUCGGGGGACUCGGUCUCACGUCUCCCCGGGUGGAGCACCUCGAGCCCUGCCUCUGAACGGCUUGAGCCGUGCGAUCAGCAGUGGCGUCAAGGAGGGGUGCGCGCAAACAGCCCCCAUUCGGGACGGCUGCAGCCAAACGCGCGAGGGAGCGACGGAAGAAUAAUGGAUGGAGGACGGGGGGAGGAGGAGGAGGAGGAGGAGGAGGAGGGUACACUGGCUCGCUGGCAGAUUCUCGACUGCCCUGACGGCGCCGGCGGGGGCUGCCACUGCCGCGCCGGCCUCCCCGCGAGAGCGCCUUCCUUUGGGAGGCCGCGUCGGGCAGGCACCGGGCGGUCGAAGCCGCGGCAGCGGUCGUCGCAAGAGGCGACUCUGAGGCCCCAGGCCCCAGGCAUCAAGAGUCUUGAGAAAGUGUAGCAGAGAAGGGGGGCGAAGAGCUGCGGGGGACCCAGGGCCUCAGGGCCAGGGGCACCCCUGGCAGCAUCCGACCAGCAGGCCGGGGCUGGGCAGCUCAGCCAGCGUACUUCAGGAAGCC
This is a messenger RNA of Prorocentrum cordatum, 737 nucleotides long. The record is from the annotation of a GenBank genome assembly. Lineage: Eukaryota; Dinophyceae; Prorocentrales; Prorocentraceae.